This is a messenger RNA of Camponotus floridanus (Florida carpenter ant), 2959 nucleotides long. RefSeq names its product kinase suppressor of Ras 2 (gene ksr). Gene Ontology annotation, molecular function: protein kinase activity; ATP binding. NCBI's taxonomy places the organism in Eukaryota, Metazoa, Arthropoda, Insecta, Hymenoptera, Formicidae. The transcript has 16 exons. The record is from RefSeq and is a predicted model, not a curated record. Gene Ontology annotation, biological process: protein phosphorylation. Bases 240 to 2945 code for a protein of 901 amino acids.
GAACGCGCCGAGCUCCCGGAUCGCCGGGCACCGAUUGACGUCACCGAUAGAGGCGGCCAAGAUGGUUGUCAAUGUUGAUAAGUGGUUUGGUUACGCGGAGGAGCUGCAGUGACUAACGUCGCGUCCUGACUGCGGAGUCGGGCCUGGCGGCCGGCCAGUUAUGCCCGUGAAAUAAGAGGGUUCCCGUCCUCCCCGGUGAGGAUCCGCGCGGUUUUCGGAUCGAGCGUUGCGCGCGAGGAAUGGCGGACGGCGAGGAGGAGAUACGACGUGCCCUAAAGGACGUGCAGUCUAUGAUCGACGUCUGCGCCGAACGACUCGAGGGCCUGCGGACCCAAUGUUCCACCAGCGCGGAGCUCACCCAGCAGGAGAUAAGGACGCUCGAGGGGAAAUUGAUAAAAUUAUACUCUAAACAACUUGUGACAAAGGCCAAAUUAACCGAUUUAGCAGAGAUGAGACAAUAUCCGUCGUUACAACAAUGGCUACGGGUAGUAGGUCUCACCCAGGAAUCGAUUCAGAUGGUCUGUAACAAAGCUAGUUCCCUUGAGGCCCUGAAAGAAAAGUCUGAGCAUGAAUUGAGCAGCAUGCUAGGUGAAAAUAAUGUGCGCCGUGAGGAGGAACAUCGUAGGCUCUGCAGAGCAUUACAUAAUUUACGGCGAUAUACAGAUGUUCUUAUAAAAGGAGACAUGGAAAACAGUGACAUGAAUUUAUAUUGGGAUUCUUGGGAUAGACAUCAUUUACGCACAGGAGCCUCUCCUAGGCCCAUUCGAUCUCGCACUACACGAAGUUCUGUUCCAUCAGAAGAUAGCAUUCCAUAUCAUAAUAACAAUAAUCUCAAUAGCGAUAUCUUGGCACAAGCUUCUUCUGUAAUAUCUUUGAUGUCAACUAGUCCUCCUUGUACCCCUCUAUUGCAGCAAAGGCAAAAAUAUGGAACUAAAUUUCCAACAACUCCUCCUCCAUGCAAGAAGCAUCAGAUUGGUGUGCAAAGUAGCACAUCACAACCUGAAGUGUUUCCAUUAACUAAGUCAAAAUCUCAUGAAUCACAAUUAGCAAAUCGUCUUGAAAAUAUACAACUUGAUAAUGAUGAUACUUCAUCUAGUUCUGGAAAUGACUCUUCUGUAGGAAGAAAAAGUGAUUCCACUAUAAAAAGAAGAAAUCGUCUACCAACAGAACCAAGUUCAUGCUGUAGUACGACAGACUUUAUGAAAGCAGAGAGUCUCUUGCCAAACAGUAAUAGUCCUAUUAAAUCUCCACCUUACACUAAUCCAGAAAAUGAUGAUAACUGUUUUAAGGGAACAGUAACAAGUCUCCAAGUGCCAAAAUCUCCACGUACUCCGACUAUGACUCGGACCAUGGGUCAUAUAAUUGCUCAUCGCUUUACCAAAACUUUUAACAUGAUGGCAACUAGAUGUGACUACUGUGAAAAGCCGAUGUGGGGAUGGGGCACUAUUUUAAAAUGCAAGGAGUGUAAAUAUAAGUGCCACCGGGAAUGUGAAUCCAAAGUACCUCCCUCGUGUGGCCUACCUCAGGAACUCUUUAAUGAGUUUAAACGAACUCUACAAGGUGAUGGUAUAAAUGCUUCCCCAAUAUUAAGCAAGCCUGGCAUAACAUCUCCGAAUCAUCAUAAUCCAAAUUUAUUAAAAAAAGACCGAAGACGGUCACAUGCACAUGCUUCUAUGAAUAUACCUUUUCAGACUCCAGAUUCUAGUUCAAAUACCUCGAGCUGUAACAGCUCAACGCCUUCUAGUCCAGCAUUGCUACCUGCCAAUACUACCCAGACUCCACAGGCGCCUGUCAAACAACAAUUCUAUUUUCCAGAUGUACAGAAUGAAAAAGGAGUGACACAUGAAACGCACAGAUUUGAAGGUACAACUAUGUCAAGUGAUAGUGACAGAACAGUAAGUGUUUCUGGAUCUGGUAGUGUCAGUACAGAUUCAGAAAGGACACCGGUGAGAGUUGAUUCUCAAGAUUCUCAAGUUUCUGAUAGUGAAAUACCUGGGGAUAUAAGUCGUUGGCCUCGACAAAAUAGCUUGUCGAUGCGAGAAUGGGACAUUCCAUACGAUGAAUUAAAGAUUGGAGAACCAAUCGGAACGGGAAGAUUUGGUACAGUAUAUAGAGGCAAUUGGCAUGGAGAUGUUGCAAUUAAAGUCAUAAAUAUGGAUUAUUAUUUAGACAAUGAUAAGAUAUUAGAAGCAUUCAAAUUAGAGGUAGGCACAUUCCGAAAAACACGACAUGAAAAUUUAGUUUUAUUUAUGGGUGCUUGUAUGAAACCUCCUCGAUUAGCUAUAGUGACUAGUAUGAGUAAAGGCAUGACACUUUAUACUCAUAUUCAUUUACGAAAGGACAAAUUUAAUACGAAUAAAACUACUAUUAUAGCUCAACAGAUUUCUCAGGGUAUGGGAUAUCUCCAUGCUCGUGGCAUAGUACACAAGGAUCUUAAAAGCAAAAAUAUAUUUUUAGAAAAUGGAAAAGUUGUAAUAACAGACUUUGGUCUAUUCAGUGUUACAAAGUUGUGCUAUGGAAAUAGGAAAGGAAAUGGACUGAAUAUACCACCUGGUUGGUUAUGUUAUUUGGCACCUGAGAUUGUUCGACGACUGAGACCGCAACAAAACCGAGAUCAGGAAGAGUUACCAUUUACAGCUGCUUCUGAUGUUUAUGCAUUUGGGACUGUCUGGUACGAAUUAUUAUGUGGUGAAUGGCCAUUUAAAGGUCAACCUCCCGAAGCAAUUAUUUGGCAAGUUGGAAAAGGAAUGAAACAACCUUUAGCAAAUUUGCAAGCUUCUCGUGAUGUAAAGGACAUUUUGAUGCAUUGUUGGUCAUACCAUGCAGACAAACGUCCUGAUUUUACAAAGCUGUUAACUACACUUGAAAAGCUGCCUCGCAAAAGGUUAGCACGUAGUCCUUCUCAUCCUAUACAUCUUUCUCGUUCUGCGGAAUCUGUGUUUUGAACAUUUAAGUCUAU